UGAUGGUAGGUCACAUUAAUCGCUAAUUCUUGAGUCACUUUUGAGCCCUUUUUCUCUCCGUGUUCGCGGAACACUGCAAAAUACCACUGUAGUUUGGAGAUGAGUGCCCACGCUUCAUAUAAUUUCUUAUAGGGUUUCUGGUGUGCUUCUAAUCUUCUCAUCUAACUUUGGCACUUUGGUUCAGAGUAUAUGAGAUACAGACGUCAUAUAGCUGAGAAGGCGCUAAAUCUUGUAUCCUUUGUAAACCAAAGUUUGGCUUCAGAUUUCACAGUCACUGAUAACAAGUUUUCACAAAUUAAUUGGGAUAGUCAUGAUGAAAAUCACAUUCGCAAACUAGAAGAAGAUAGGGGACCAAAGCCAUGGUGAAGAAGGUAGAGAAUAUGAUUCAGUCAUCCGAAAGGUCCAUGCCUCACCUUCCUUUGGAUGUCAUUAUUGGUAUACUCUCGAAACUGCCGUUCAAGUCUCUGUUUCAAUUCAGGCGGGUAUCCAAGUCAUGGCACUCUUUAAUCUCCAGCUCUCACUUCAAUCAAUCAAUCACAAACCCCAAUAUUCAAAGACAAUAUAUGGUAAUGGUCAAUUUAGUCCCCCAUCCCGGUCUAUACACAGCAAGCCUUGGAUCAGCUGAUAAUGACACUCUAACAGCAGUUACAGCAGUAAAGAUUGAUCAUGUUUUGGGUUAUUUUGAGUUAAAGCAUCAUGUCUGGACCAUUAUGAUUGGUUCUUGUAAUGGGUUGUUAUGCUUUUUGGCAGAAGAUGUCAUAUAUAUAUUCAAUCCCAUAACGAGCGAGUGCAAGAAAGUGCCAGAUCCGAAAUUUGGUGCUGCAGUAUAUGGAUUUGGCUAUGAUUGCACUGUUGAUGAUUACAAGUUGGUGUUGGGAAGAAAAAAUAAUCUCCAUCUAUAUUCACUGAGAAGUGAUUCUUGGAAAAAGAUUCAAGACUUCCCUUGCAGUUGUAGUAAUCAUUAUGAACUUUAUGGUGCACUUUGUGGAGCAUCGCUAAAUGGAGCCAUCCAUUGGUUUGGUAGACAGCCAACAGUAAUUGUUGCUUUUGGUUUUGCAGAUGAGAAAUUCUGUGAGAUAAGUGUGCCUACUUUUCCUACUGGUGUUACUAAUGAUAUUGAGGUUGGGGUAUUUGGAGGAUGUCUUGGUAUACUACGACGAUGUGGUCAUGACUUAUGGCUAAUGAAGGAAUAUAUGGUGAAGCAAUCUUGGAAUAGAGUUGAGAUUAAUGUUCCAUUUCAAAGCUACAUGAAGCCAUUGGCUUUGCUGAAGGAAGAUGAAGCUCUCUUAGCGGUAGAUGCCAAAAGAUUAGUUUUAUACAACAUAAGAGAGGGAACAUACAGGGAUCUAGUUAUUCGAGGUUUCCCAGAUCCGACCUGGAUUUUUACAGCAAAGACCUAUGUGGAGAGCCUCGUAUCACCCAUCAUGAAAGUUUGAGUCACAGACAAAUUAAAUCAAGAACAAGUGAUAAUAUUUAGGAUGAACAAUGCAUAUGUUAAAACGGUAUAUAUAUAUAUAUAUAUACCUUUCUCUAAUUGUGUUUUUGAAUUUCAUGGAGCAAAUGAUGGUUUAUUAUAGUAGUUUUAA
This is a messenger RNA of Cornus florida, 1586 nucleotides long. Its product is annotated as F-box/kelch-repeat protein At3g06240-like. NCBI's taxonomy places the organism in Eukaryota, Viridiplantae, Streptophyta, Magnoliopsida, Cornales, Cornaceae. Gene Ontology annotation, molecular function: protein binding. The transcript has 2 exons. Bases 360 to 1436 code for a protein of 358 amino acids. The record is from RefSeq and is a predicted model, not a curated record.